Messenger RNA from Ixodes scapularis (black-legged tick), 1945 nucleotides. Its product is annotated as netrin-1. NCBI's taxonomy places the organism in Eukaryota, Metazoa, Arthropoda, Arachnida, Ixodida, Ixodidae. Gene Ontology annotation, molecular function: protein binding. The record is from RefSeq and is a predicted model, not a curated record.
UUCUGGCGGCGGCAGCGGCACGGACCGGCGGGAACGUCGGCAACGCCUACCUUGCCUCCAUGUUCGCCGCCCAGACCCAGUCGGACCCGUGCUACGACGACAUGAACAACCCACGGCGCUGCAUCCCGGAUUUCGUGAACGCCGCUUUCGGCAAGGAAGUGCGCACCAGCUCCGAGUGCGGCACGCCGCCGUCGCGCUACUGCAACACGGCCACCGACGACAAGGGCGAGAUUGUACGGAACUGCCAGAUCUGCGAUGCCGGGAAUCCCAAGCGGCGGCAUCCGGCCUCCUACCUGACCGACCUGAACAACCCGAACAACGUGACGUGCUGGAUGUCCGAGCCGUUCCCGCAGCCCCUUUACAACGUGUCUCUCAUCCUGAGCCUCGGGAAAAAAUAUGAACUGACCUAUAUUAGCCUCCAGUUUUGCGGCGCCAAGCCGGACUCUCUUGCAGUCUACAAGAGCACGGACUACGGCAAGUCCUGGCAGCCGUUCCAGUUCUACUCGUCCCAGUGUCGGAAGAUGUACGGUCGUCAAAACAGGGCGCUCAUCACCAAGGCCAACGAACAAGAACCGCUCUGCACCGACCCUCAGUCAACGACGGAACAGCUAUCUGGAGCACGCAUAGCGUUCAGUACUCUGGAGGGCCGGCCGUCUGCCUACGAGUUUGACAGUAGUCCCGUGCUCCAGGAGUGGGUCACGGCCACCGACGUCAAGGUGGUCUUCAACCGGCUCACCAACUGGACGCCCGAGCCGUUGGACAACGACACCCUGGUGCCCCGGGAAGCUUCUCUCUACUACGCGGUGUCCGACUUCGCGGUCGGGGGUCGCUGCAAGUGUAAUGGACACGGAUCCCGGUGCGUGCAGAACAGGGACGGUCAGCUGGCCUGUGAGUGCAAGCACAACACGGCGGGAAGAGACUGCGAGAAGUGCAAGCCGUUCCACUUCGACAGACCCUGGGGUCGAGCCACGGCCCAUGAUGCUCACGAGUGUGUGCCCUGCAACUGCAACUUGCACGCCCGUCGGUGUCGCUUCAACAUGGAGCUCUUCAAGCUGUCCGGACGCCAGAGCGGAGGCGUUUGCCUCAACUGCAGGCACAACACGGCAGGACGCCACUGCCACUACUGCAAGGAGGGCUACUACAGGGACCACUCGAAACCCAUCACCCACCGAAAGGCCUGCAAGGCGUGCGACUGUCACCCCGUGGGAGCGUCUGGGCGGACCUGUAACCAGACGACCGGCCAGUGUCCGUGCAAGGACGGCGUAACGGGCAUCACGUGCAACCGCUGCGCCAAAGGGUACCAACAGAGCCGGUCGCCCAUUGCGCCCUGCAUCAAAAUACCCACAGUCGACCAUUCCCUCAUGACGUCAUCCGGGUCCGAACAAUGUGCCAAGUGCAAGACGACUACCAAGAGGAUCAACCUUCGCAAGUAUUGCAAACGGGACUUUGCGAUCCAGGCGAACAUCAUGUCCCGGGAGACGGUGGGCAGCUGGGUCCGGUUCAACAUCCAGGUCGUCGACAUCUUUAAGUACGGGCCUUCCAAAGUACGGCGCGGCAACGACUUCCUCUGGGUGCCCAUGGCGGACCUGGCCUGCAAGUGUCCCAAGCUCAAAGUCAAGAGCAGCUACCUCAUCCUCGGAAACGAGGAGAUCCACGACGGACAACCGGGACUGACGGCGGACAAGACCAGCAUCGUCAUCGACUGGAAAGAGGAGUGGGGGCGGAGACUGCGCAAGUUUCAGAGGCGACAAAGGAAAGGCAGAAUGGUCCGAAGAAGGCUUUGAGGAAUCCACACAUUUUACUCAAUGUUUAAUGAGUUUGCACCACAAUGAAACGGUGUCAUUUGAAAUGAUGGAGGAAGACAUAUUGCCAUCCUGAUGUUCCAUUUGCACACAGAGUAUGCUUUGUUAAACCAAUGUUUGGGAUAACACGGAGUGCUUAGUCC